AUGGAUGUUCCGAAACCUGAGGUCUCUCACCUCGGACGCGGUCACGACGGUCUGUUCAGCGACUCAGUUCCUGGAGCGGAUCAAAGGGGUGAGACUUACCGAAGACGACGUCAUGGUGUCAUUCGACGUCACUUCUAUUUUCACUUCGAUUCCGCAAGACCUGGCAGUCGAAACGGUCAGCGAGCUGCUCGAGAGUCAGGUGCGUCUGUGUGCAUGUUUGUGUUUCUGGUCGCAGCUGCUGAUGGUCAGGGUUAUGAUUGGCUGAAUGAAGGCAGAAUAAGCCCGAAACAGUGCUGUAUCAAUCUACCCGCAUUCUCUGUCGUCCCUCCUCGCUGCUAUUAUGACUUGGCCGACUUCGGCCUGGUAAUUGGUUGCCUGUUCGUGACCUUUGCCACACAUACGGAGCUUGUUUGCUUUGUGAAGCCAAUAGAUCGGUGUGCGCCCAUUCCUGAUACAUAUAUAUAUAUAGGCAGAAUGAUAUUACCGACAAAGACAAGGGACAGAUGGGCGCUCACCGAUCAGGUUACAGAACAUGCUCGUUCUGCUGUGCCUUGGGGCUCAUACUUAAACCCUCGCAGGCAGUCGCACAGCGACUAGUGGUAUAUGUUGAUAAGGUGAUACCGACAAAGACAAGGGAGACCGGUCUCCCUUGUCUUUGUCGGUAUCACCUUAUCAAUAUAUAUAUAUAUAUAUAUAUAUAUAUGUAUAUGGUAGGGGGCCCUCACCGAUCGUUCUUACGGAACUCACUCAUUCCGUUGUGCCUUAUGGGCUCUCCCUGGAGCCCAACCAACAGCAGCACAGUGGCGCGUAACAUAAUCGGAAUAGCACUACCGACAAAUGCUAGUGAGACUGAAAUGGCCACUUCUGGUUUAUUGGCCGUCAUCAGUCAGUUAUACCCAACCCCGAGUUGUGGAACACCUGGGGCUCGAUUCUGCUACCUGUUGGUUAGAAGUCCAACGCCUCUGACCACUGAGCCACGGGCUCGUUGUCUUGUCGGUUGCGAUCGGGAAUAUAGAGUGGCAGAGGGACUCUCACCGAUGGUGUUAUGGAACUCACUCGUCCCAGAUAUUGAACACUUCGGAGUUGAGUAUGGCUGGUUGACUGCAGUUAAUAAGCCAUAAACGGCCGUUCCAAUCUCCCUUGCCUUUGUCGGUAAUAACAUUCUGCCUAUAUCAUGCGUCGAUGUGCGGCUGCUGGUUGGGCUCGAGAGAGAGACCGUAAGGUCCAACGGAACGAGUGAGUUCCGUAGAAACUAUCCGUGAGCGCCCCUCUACCAUAGUAUAUUCCCAAUCGCAUCCUACGGGACAAUGAGCCCAUGUCUCAGUGGUUAGAGGCGUUGGACUUCUAACUAACAGGUCGCGGGAUCGAGCCCCACUUGCAGUUGGGUCCCGUUCACGUUGAUUUGCGGCGCGUUGUGGACAGUGUUGGGUGGCGAUUGAUGCAUGAUCACCGUCUUCUCCGUGUUGAUGACCAGGCCGAAGUUCUCGCAGGCGGCGGAGAAGAGAUCUAUGCUUCUUUGCAUGUCCCCUUCAGUAGUUGCACUGAGGGCGCAGCCAUCGAAGAACAGAAGUUCGUGGACGGUCCUUGUGGAAACACGCGACUGGUGGUUGCCGUCCUGUAAGCGACGCGGAUUCCGGGGGGGCCACGGGGCUGCUAAGGAGAGUCCGCUCACUCUGGCUGCCUGAAAUGUCCAUUCCGUCCUAGGAAAUUCAAGUAACAAGCUGCCGGAACGGAGGACGGCUCUAGUUGCUCGAAAACUGAGGUGCUGCAAGGUGGAAAUCGCUGCACCCAGCGUGACUCAGUUCUUCUCCGUCUACACCUUCUCCUGGAGCGUUCGUCCCAUAGCAGAACGAAGGGACGCGGACGUCGCCUUUUUUAUCCGGGACAACAUCGUGGGACGACUGCCCUGUCUGCCGCAAGGCAUCAACGAUCGCAUGAUGAGCCUCCGCCUGCCUCUCCAGGGAAGCAAAUUCGUCGCCAUCAUCAGCGCCUACGCCCCACUAAUGACCGAUUCUGACGAGGCGAAGACCAAGUUCUAG
Molecule: messenger RNA, 2039 nt
Organism: Spirometra erinaceieuropaei
Lineage: Eukaryota; Metazoa; Platyhelminthes; Cestoda; Diphyllobothriidea; Diphyllobothriidae
Source: the annotation of a GenBank genome assembly